Molecule: messenger RNA, 5050 nt
Organism: Bombus huntii
Lineage: Eukaryota; Metazoa; Arthropoda; Insecta; Hymenoptera; Apidae
Gene: haf
Product: vasorin
Exons: 7
Coding region: 1467-4142 (891 amino acids)
Molecular function (GO): protein binding
Source: RefSeq, a predicted model, not a curated record
CUCAGUUGCCCUUUCGGACCUCGACGGGCUUCCUCAUAUAAAUCAAUGGUUUCAUAUCAAAUUGUAGACAGAUCGCCUAUGAAAGUGUUUGAUGCAAAUCAGAAAUUUUACAAAAUGUUCAUAUUUUGUUUCUGCAAAGACUUUUCGUGGUGGCAAAUAAAGUUCGUUCGAAAGAUGUCAUCGUCUUCCAUAUACAGACAAAUCUUCAUAUUAUAGCACUCUUACGAGACGAUUGGCACGGUUAUAUUGGUCAAAUUUAAAAUCAAUCUGGAUAUGUAUAUAGAGGCUACAAAAUAUUUACUAGAAGCAUGAAAAGUUUAAUAAAAAAAAAAAAAACUUAGCAUACAGCAUAAACAACCAUCUUAAGCAUGUAAUGAAACGAGUAUCGAAGCUUAUUAAUAUAACGAAUAAUUGACUAUUCAAAUACUUUUACGAUCACUGUGAAAUACAUAGAUAUCGUACUUGUACCGAAUAUCUUGUAAUUUCUAUAUAUAAUUUCGGAUUUGUUUCAAAGUUUCGCAGCAUAGCCAGAGUGCUACUGGAAUUUCAAAAUGUUUCGUACAACGCAUAUAGCGUAUCCAGAGAAGGUUUUCAUAAUCUUAUUUUAGUUUUCAAUAUUUAACUUCGAAUACUUUCAAUAUUUUGGACCAAGUACUAUAACGUACUAUAUCCAAUCGAAUUAUUAACGUUUUACGUAUCCUCGUUGUAACGAUUCUUCGAUACUGGUUAUAUAUUAGCAGGCAUUCGUUGAGCCGUUCCGAAUAGAAACGUUAAAUAGUCCUUUACUUGACAUACGGUGAUGCCUAGUGCCCACGAAAUAUUUUAGGUUGGCCAUACCGAGCGUGCCAUAUAUCACUCUGAAAGCGCGCCUACGACCAAUCGAACGAUCGCGCGAAAAAUCAGGACAGUGUUUCGGUAGUUGACGGUCGAAGGAUCGAUCGAAAAUUCGUUUUUCCAAGACCUGUGCACUCUAUCCUGCCCUACCUCGACCUGCACUGCUACGGGAGAGAGACGUGCUUCUAGAGGGGGUCGAAGAGCGGCAAAUUCUUGCAGUCUAGUGGAAGACCGUGAUGCCGAUGCUACCGAGCCGAACUUAACGGUUCUCCAGUAUCGAACGCGUCGUUGUUCGUGAGUUACGCGCGUUCCUAUCGAUCUAUACACUCGAACAAGAAUUAUUCGAUUAGUAGGUGAUUUACGUCGCGAACUAUACACGCGUAACACACGCGCGCUAGUAGAGGUAACUGGAAGUAUAUCACUAGGAAUUUUAAAGGUUCGUUUAUCUCGUUUCGAGAACAAGGAACAACAGGUGCCGUCAAGGAAGCGCUUCGAUGGCUUCUAUCUUGUAACACGUACAAAACAGAUUUUUGUUUCUACGUGUUGCGUCCUUUUACGUGAUUUCUUUAACAACUGGCUACGAAUUUCGGCUUCGCCGGAACACGUCAUGGGCCAAAACUGGCUAUAAACUAAUGCUGACAAAUAUGAAUAUACGUCGAACGGUGUUGCUGCUACUCGAAAGCAUAAUCGCAAUCGUGGCAGCAACCUCCAGCUGUCCAUGGGCGCAACACGUAGUCGAUCUCGAGAGUUCCUGCAUCUGCGACUACAACCUGGCCAGGGAACUUUCGGUACAAUGUGACAUCGUCGAUUACGAGCAACUUCUAUCCGCUAUGCGGCGUCACGUUUCCAAAACCACCAUAGACCUAUUCUACGUCAACAACAGCACCAUAGGAAUCUUGAGGAACGAUUCGUUCUCAUCCGUGAAAAUCAACAACAUGCAAUUAUCUGGCUGCCAAAUCAAAGGUAUCGAGGCGCACGCGUUUAGGGGCCAGGAAAGCUGUUUGAAAAGCAUCAAUCUGAAAGACAACGAAUUGACCGAGAUUCCCAGCGAGACGCUGAAAACUCUAAAGAAUCUCACGGUGCUGGAUCUUUCGAUGAAUAAAAUUACGAGGGUGAACGACGACACCUUCGCGGGAUUAAAGUUAGUUACGUUGAAACUCUCCGACAACGAAGUUACUUUGGCGCCUGGAUCGUUUCGAGGAUUGGAGAGGUCGUUGAAAAAUUUGAAUUUGAAGGGAACCAGGCAGAAGAAGGUUCCCGAAGCGCUUAGAGGUUUAAGGACACUGGCGUUUCUCGACUUGUCGCAGAACAGUAUCAGAGAGUUGCCCGGCUCCGCCGGUACCAAAGCUUUCGAGGGAUUGGAUUCGUUGACCGGUCUGAAUCUCGAGAGAAACUUGAUACAAAAUAUCGGAUCCGAUACGUUUUAUGGUAUCAAGAAUACUUUGAGCUCGUUGAGCUUGUUGAACAAUCUUAUUCCCGACUUUCCCACGGCUGCCAUCAACAGCGUACAAGACCUAAGGGUGCUGGAUAUAGGAUUCAAUCUGAUAACGGAGUUGCCGAUAAACGCGUUUCAAAAGAAUCCGUCGAUAACUUUGCUAGCGAUCGAUGGAAAUCCUUUGUCAACCGUUCCGGAGGAAGCUCUAGCUCGACUAAACGGAACGCUUCGAGGUCUGAGUUUAGGAGGCCGAUUUCUGGUCUGUGAUUGCAGAUUACGGUGGAUCGUCGACUGGAUAAAAACCAGAGACUUGCAAGUCACUAGUCGGGAACGCAAGCCGCAAUUCUGCGGAAGUCCGCAAAACUUGCAAGAUAAAAGCUUUUACAACAUCGACACAGCAGAAAUGACCUGCGAAAGAACUCCAGAGAUAAUCGGAAUCGGAACGGUAGAAAGCGUGGACACGAGAGAACCUACAGGAUCCGCUAUAGUAGCCAACGGUUACAAUCCAACCACUCGACCGUCGAUUAACCUACCUACUACUACUGCAACAACUACGACCGUAUCAACGACAGCGCUUGUAUCUUCCACAACGGAAUUCCAAAAAACCGAGACACCAUUUUCCACUACACCAAGAACCAUCACCAACAGGCCAACCGUUGCGCGAACAGGAAACGUGGUGAUAAUGAGGACCACACCAACCCCGCCGAAACAAAUUCAGGAUCAAUUGCAGCAACAUCAACCAAGACCACCCUUGGUACUUGGUUCGCCACUUUAUAAAUCAAAAUUCACCGACAAAGAUAUUAUCGUCAAGGACGUACUCAGACAAGAUAACGCAGUGAUUAUAUACUGGGACACGGAAGCGACGAAUAUUUUAGGUUUCAAAGUAAUUUAUAGAUUGUUUGGCGACAGUAGUUUCAAGCAGGCACCGCCUUUGGAGGCCAGUGAACGUGAAUUCAAAAUCAAGAACGUUCCUUCGCAGGAAUGUAUCGUAGUGUGCGUAGUAUCGUUGGAAGAAACAAACAUCACUCCUGCAAACGUGCCCUACAAUCAAUGCAAGGAGGUAAGAACGGAAAACUCGCCUACGUCCAACAUGGAUAAAAUUACUAUCGCUGCGAGUGCAGCCAUAUGCGCCACUAUAGUGGUAGCAGUGAUAAUAUUUAUUGUUGCGAAUCGGCGAAGGGCCAGAAAACUUCAUACUCUUCACAGUAUUGAUCAGACAAAAAUGGGAGGACCCAUUACUGGUUUACCUGUGAAUUGUUGUUCCAACGUUGGUCCGACACCCAGCCCUGGUGGGCCGUUGUCAUCAAUGGCGACACUCAGUGCUUAUAAUGCUCAAAAAGAAUGGGAUCAAGUAUCUGCAUACAGUAACAGAAGCAUACCAAGGCCAAGGAUAUUCCCCGUUGAUCGACAAGGUUCGAUAACUAGAGCUUCUUGCAUCGACGAUGUCAGAUCACAGACAGGACAUUACAGCGGAAAAGUAUCGACUCGUUCCGUAGUCGAUGGACAAUCUCAGCACAGUUUCUCUAACACAUCGACGAGAUACUUUGCAAACAACACUUUGACUUCCAAUCUCGCUAACACAAGAUCAGAGUUGAGACAAUCUCGACAAUCUUUGGCCGCAGCUUCUGACAGAAUAUCGCGAACGAACUUUUCACCCAGUCACGUGCCACCGCAUUCUUCGUCUAGAAGGCAAAGGCCAAGAUCGUGUAAUCGAACACUGGAGCAAAACCCACCAAGACCAGGUAGCAGAUACAGCAUAGCCGAUUCAACGCACACCCUUAAUAAUUACGAAGAGAACAAUUGGACCGAUCAUGAUAUGGACAUAUACAUGGCACGUAAUCCAACUACGAGGACUGGUCUUAUGCCUCUCUGAUUCCACACAUUGUAUGUGCGCGGUUUUGCUCAAACGUGUUCAGUGACAUUCUUUUUCUUCAGACCGCUUGAACUGCUCUCACUCACGUAGUUGUAAUAUAUAACGUGACGUUUCAAAAAGUUCAGAGAUUUAUAGAUAGAGAAUAGCGUUGACAUAGUAUCAAUGUUAAAUUAAACACCUGAGACGUAUGUUAUUACAAAAAUUACUGUGUAAUAGAUGUAUUAACAUAGUAACAUGGAGGAUACGUUACAAACGUGUAGCUUUAAGAAAGUUGAUGUUAAGAAAUUGCUUCAAGGUGCACAGUUAAAAAUAUAUAUACGUGCUAUGUGUGCUCGAGCAAAACGUUCGAUUUCAAACGGUUUUAGCACACGAUCUCUCAACAACAACAACAAGAAAAAGAAACAUAGCACUAAGUGAUGAAUAAGUCAAGUUUAUCGCGUACGUGGUGGAUGUGUUUUUAUCCAAAGACUGUAUUAUAAAUCAACGUCUGUCAAAUUCUGUAUUAUGUUUAAUGUCUUCUGCUUGUUGACGCAUGUUUAUAAGAAAUGUACUGAUAUUAAAGUAUUUCUUAACAUAUGAUAUGUUCUGGUAAUAAGAGAUUUCGCUAUUGAUAAAUAUAGAGCAAUUUUGUAUAUUUCUACGUACCGAUAAUUUUAUAUUUCAGUAUUAGAAUAAAAUCGAAACUGAAUACACAUACGAUACAAUUAUGUGUAUUACUCUGAUAUAUUUUGUAAAAUUAAUGCGUACUAAUAAAUUCUAAAUAUUAAUAGAUUAACGGAAACGGCGAUAUAAUUUCUCAUUUCUUCAUUUUAUCACAUUGCAUAAAACUGCCAGUUCACAAUUUCCCUUUACGAUAAGGAUCCACGCAUUUUAUUUUUUACGGUGCAAUUUUGCUUGAUAAAACGUGC